Rhagoletis pomonella (apple maggot) is the source of this 867-nucleotide messenger RNA. RefSeq lists its product as uncharacterized. The record is from RefSeq and is a predicted model, not a curated record. NCBI's taxonomy places the organism in Eukaryota, Metazoa, Arthropoda, Insecta, Diptera, Tephritidae. The coding region runs from base 26 to 769 and encodes 247 amino acids. The transcript has 3 exons.
CAAUGAUUUUUUAAGCUAAUUUAAAAUGGAUUCUGAAGAAGCCAUUUUCCAAGACAUAUGUUCGCAAGUGGAAUCAAGCCAGUGGAGAACAAAUGACGGUAAUCCUUUUUUUCUUAUAUACUUUCACUACAAUAAUAUUGUAUUCUUUUCAGAGAAUAAAAUUCGCAAGCGUCAAUUUGCAGUUGAAUGUCCCCAUGACGAACGCCCUCCACCGAAAAAUCCAGCCCUUUCCGUAGAUGUGCCGUUAUCACAAAGUAGCCACACAGCAAUAAUGGCUAAAUUAGAUGCUAUACAGGAACGCCAAGACCAAUUAUACUCAAAACUGGACAUCGUCGAGACCCGUCAACUGGACGUUGAUAAGAAAGUUGCUGAAAUACAAAGCGCCCUCUCCGAUAAGAUGCCUGAACGUGGCGAAUUCCAAGCCCAAAGUAAGCUGUUGCGAGAGUGCCGAGUUUUGACAGCUAGGGUUCAACAGUCUGUCAGUCGCAUCACCGGUGACAUGGAAAGCGAGGAGUCAACCGACUUAGCUACUAUGAUUCCCAUGUCAUCGGUGGAGCUAGUGCAGGCUGUUGAAACCAAGCUUAAAAAUAAAGCUUACGCUGACGCAAUGAUUGGGCUUUUAGCAAGAGCAAAGGGCACCAAAGGAACAGUUGACGGAGUUAUGCGUGGCUUGUUCAAAGAUGAUACCGUGGCUAAUUUUAAUUUAGAGGGAAGGGCAGGCAAGUUCCCACUUGUUGGACUUAAAGUGACUGAGCUCCUCUUUGGUUAGUAUCUAUUACUACGUUUAUACGCACGUAUUAUUUGCAAAUAACAAUCCGCAAAAUGGUCAACUUUCCGCAUAAACGGAGUUAAUUUAUUAUUUGCAAA